Molecule: messenger RNA, 1077 nt
Organism: Aureobasidium namibiae CBS 147.97
Lineage: Eukaryota; Fungi; Ascomycota; Dothideomycetes; Dothideales; Saccotheciaceae
Product: NAD(P)-binding protein
Exons: 1
Coding region: 1-1077 (358 amino acids)
Biological process (GO): steroid biosynthetic process
Molecular function (GO): 3-beta-hydroxy-Delta5-steroid dehydrogenase (NAD+) activity
Source: RefSeq, a predicted model, not a curated record
AUGACCAACCUACACUCAGUCCUAGUUGUUGGAGGCUGUGGCUUUUUGGGACAUCACAUCGUAGAUUUCCUGUUAGCGAAAAACGAGAACAUUCAAAUUUCCGUCAUGGGACGUUCGAAUACCCGUCACCGGAGACCUCAAGUCCAAUAUCUGGAGGGCGACCUGCUGUCUGAAAGCUCUGUACAAUCGAUAUUCCACCAAGCCAACCCUCAGGUCGUGAUCAACACAGUCGCUCCGAUCACUUUUCCCCGGAAUGGAACACCGGAUUCCCAUUACCGGAUCAACGUGGAUGGAACGUCGAACUUGCUGAGAGCUGCUGCCGCUUGCCCUUCCACUGCAGCAUUCAUAUACACUUCAUCUGCUCAUACUGUCCUCGCGACUGACUAUACCGAUGCCAAAGAGUCGGAUUCUGUCGAUGAUCAUCGUGACAGUCGGCGUUUUCCGACGUCCACGAAAGCUCUCGCCGAUGCAGCAACACUCGCAGCGAACAAUGCUUUGCCCAUCAAGGCCGGUGGUCUGCGCACAGCGACCAUCAGACCUUGUGCUAUAUUCGGCGAAGACGACUCGCAGCUUCUGCCAACAAUACUUUCACAGUUGGAUCAUGGUCAACAGAAUUAUCAGAUCGGACACAACACUGCCAUGUACGACUUUGUCUACGUCGGAAACGUCGCUGAAGCUCACAUACUGGCUGCUGAAGCGCUUGUGCGAGAAUCGGCUGGGGCAGCAGAGGAAGGCAAGCAAGUCAGCGGCGAGUCGUUUUUGAUCACGAACGACGAUCCGCAACACUUCUACGACUUCAUGAGAAAGGUCUGGUCUGCAAGUGGGUACGGGGUGUCAGAGCUGAAGCCGUGGAUCAUACCUUCAAAGCUCGCGCUUGAGCUGGGAAGUGCAGGUAAUCUAGCAACUUGGGCUUCUACACUCGGCGGCAAGUCUUCCUCCACGUUGUCCCGAGAAAGCAUUGAGCACUUGUGCCUCAAUCGUAUCCACGAUAUCUCGAAAGCAAAGACCCGUCUGUAUUAUACUCCGUUGGUCUCGGUUGAUGAGGGAAUCCUGCGUGGAGUCAAGAGCUUAUCGUGA